AUGCAGCUGUCCAAGCAAGCUGGGAGCCCCCACAUGGGGGCUCCUUGCUCCCCGUUGGUGAGACAAGCGGCGAGCGUGCCUACACUCGCACAAGCUGGAAGCUGGGGUCCAGAUUGCGCCCUCCUAGGGGGGCCAGCGGUGCCCCCUUUUGUAGGGGGGCCUUUUGACAUUUUCACCACCAAUAACAACGCUGGCGACUUGUGCGAACUCAUCGAAAGAACACAAAUCGAAGGAUCAUGGCCCAUUGAUCAUCCACUGCCAUUGCCCAGAUGGUCGUGCAAGUCCCAAAAAUGCUACCAGCUGGAAACGCUAACCCAUUUUGAGAAUUUGGCCGCCAAAAUCGAACUACACGUGCAGAGGUUGUUGGAGGAACAUAAUUACAACACCGUUGGCAAUUUCAUUGAUUUGUACCAGAAUUUUAAGAAGAGUGGAUGUUGCAAUUUCUUCAAAUAUUUUCAAAGUUAUGCGCCUCCAAUCACUCCAGCCCACCACACAUGCGUCGGCUUGGCUUUAGAAUUAUGGAAUCGUCUUCAUCAGCUCGAAGUGAGCUUUCCGGAGAUUAGUCAGCACCUGUUUUUAGUAUCAUGUGAGGAAAAUAUUGAAGCUUUAAGCGAAUACACAGCCUUGAGUGAACGAUUAGACACUGCCGCUUACGACUUAGAAAAAGAGCACGUCCUCUUAUGCCUCCGAUUUAAAAUUAACGAACGGCAAGGAUUAUUAUUAUGCGAUCCCGGUUAUCAUGUUAGUAGAGUUGUCACCAUCAUGCAAGAUCGAGCAUAUCCUAACACCGGUUGGUUCAUCCAAUCGGAAGAAAACAACAUCCGGAAAGAAUACAACUAUCAAUUCUCGCCUUUGAACGAGAAAUUCGUUGAAUGGAACGAGCGAACAACAAGGAAUGGAAUACAGGAAAUUUUCACUGGAUUGAUCUACGUUGCACAUCCUUAUUUGACCGCAGUUGAUGUGACAGAACGCAGAAAUUUGGUCUACAAUUUCAGGAGUUUGUUGGCAAGGGAUCAAAAGGGACACUUGAUAGCCGGUGUUUACUUUAAAGUGAAAGAGAACUGCGAUGAAUUCACAAUCUUCUAUCAAGAUAUGGGCAAACAGAGGAUGAAAAUGAAAUUCUCGACACUCACUCAACCGUUUCAGGUGAAAGAGAAAGCACUUAACAUUAUCACCAUUUGCAACGAGCAGUUAAAUCUACCGGAAGGUUCACUUUUGGAUGUUUUGCUUCAAGUGGGAGAUUUGAUGAGGGAUAUAUCGUAUUUGCGACAGCUUUUGGAGGUUAAUGAGAGUAUUAACAUCAUGUCGGCUAACAACUAGCAUAUAGCAAAUACAGAUUUUCGGUUUGGUUUUGUGUUCUUUUUUAUUGCGGUUGUCGGUUUGGUUUUUUACUUAUUUUCACUUGUUUGAUUAGGUUAGAAUUUAGUUUAUAUACAGGGUGAGUCUAAGUUCCUUCAUACUCUGUAAACUGGAGAGUCUUCAGACUAUUUCGCAACAUCACGUAAAUUCAAUUUUGGGCGAUACGUCCACAUGAGAGCAGAAAUGAAAAACUUAUCGCGUGCAACGCAAAAAAGAUGCAAAAACUUCGUGUUAUCAUUAUCACCGGUGCGCUGUACUACGGUGCAGAUUAUUUUAUUGUUAGUUCAGCUUUGAUUUGUAAGUCAGCGGCUCAUGAUCAUAAAAAAUCACACAAACCCUGAAACGACCGUUUCGGUUUGUUUUGUGCCGAAUAAGCGUGAAAUGUGAAUAAGGGCCUCGAACGUCGUCUUCUUGAGGCUGUGGAAAAAUUCCAUCAACAAGUACCCAGCAGUUAACUCGUCAGCUUCAGAUCUUUCAGAGCAAGGGUUGCAACCUUGCACCAAGUCGCUUAUUAGAAUUCAAGCCGGACUGUGUGAACAAUUUUUGUAAAUGUGAGUGCAAAGUACAGGGUGCUCAAAAACUGGCGCACCAACUCAGUGAUACAUUAUUGAGAAGCAAGUGCAGAUUACGGGAAAAAUGUUGAAAAAAUUCCUAAAGUCAUAUUUAAAAAAAUCUGGAGCUACAAACUUAUUGUGUUAACUUCUUUAGUUUUCAUUAUUUUUUUAUGUUUUUAUGUUUCAUACCAGGUAAUCGUUCCCCAACAAAACGAUGAAUAAUUAUUUUUAAAUUUACUAUCACAUUUUAGCAGUUUUUUUAAUUUAAAAAAUUAAAAUUCAUCAAAAAAAUCACAAUGUGUGGAUAUGCCAACACUGGGAAUUAUUUCCUAGGAAACCGUUUCAAAAAUAAUUUAUUUUUAUUGUUGCUCAAAUUCUAUUGCGAUCAUGACUGUUAGACAACGUUGCCACAUAUCAUUUAUCUAAAAUCCGUCAUUUAUCAAUAACUUUAAUACAAAGAAUUUUUUUACUAUUUUUACCUUUAUAUGUAACCAGUUCUCUACCACACACCAUUGAGUUGGUGCGCCAUUUUUUGAGCACGCUGUAUAUUGUUUAUUUGGAGUUUUUGCUUAACUUGGCGUUUCACUCGUUUUCAUUCGUUUUAAAGCGUUUUUGCGUUAUUCCAUUCAAGAAAGACAGUAGUACCUCUUUUUUUAAAGUGUUUUUGCGGCCAUUCAUGUUUUGAUUUAUCAGAACCUUCACAGGCGUCGCGUUAGGGAUGGAAUUUAGGAAAAUUUUACUUUACGUGUUUUCAAUUUUGAACUACAGUUUUGGUUUAUACACAUAUUGAAGAUACUUCAGUUCAGAGAUUAUGAUGGAAUUUAGACUCACCCGUAUUUGAGGCUUUUAACUAUAUUCACUCUAAUGUUAUCGACUUGUAUUUUAAGGAAAUUCUAAAUGCUUGUAUCGUUUAUCACUGUACACUGCUAUUGCUAGUAGAGUAGACUGGAAGCUUAAA
Tribolium castaneum (red flour beetle) is the source of this 2871-nucleotide messenger RNA. RefSeq lists its product as uncharacterized. The record is from RefSeq and is a predicted model, not a curated record. The transcript is spliced from 4 exons. Lineage: Eukaryota; Metazoa; Arthropoda; Insecta; Coleoptera; Tenebrionidae. Bases 1 to 1320 code for a protein of 439 amino acids.